Molecule: messenger RNA, 2325 nt
Organism: Ilex paraguariensis (yerba mate)
Lineage: Eukaryota; Viridiplantae; Streptophyta; Magnoliopsida; Aquifoliales; Aquifoliaceae
Source: the annotation of a GenBank genome assembly
AUGAUUGAGUUGGCAACCCUACAAUGGAAAGGAAAAGGAAUGAAUGCCACUAUCCUUAAGUUGUGCUUGUCUGCCACAGUGUCUCACAUGUGGAAAGAAAGGAAUGCAAAGGGAGUUAAUAUGCCCGCUGGAAUAAUGAUUCCGGCGAGACAGACCUCGCCGAUGAUAGGAGUUAACGGGAAUGUUGGUGGAUAUGGAUCUUCUUCUGGGCUUACUCUUGGUCAGCAAAAUAUAAUGGACGGCCAGCUUCACCUUUUGGAUAUGGGUCAAAACACAUCUGAAGGCGAUAUGGCUAGGUUGAGAGACGAUGAUUUCGAAAGCAAGUCCGGCAGUGAAAACAAUGACGGUGCCUCCGGCGAAGAUCAAGACCCUAAUCAGAGGCCAAAGAAAAAGCGCUACCAUCGCCACACUCAACAUCAGAUACAAGAAAUGGAAGCUUUCUUCAAGGAGUGUCCACACCCAGACGACAAGCAAAGGAAGGAACUGAGCCGUGACCUAGGGUUGGAACCUUUGCAAAUCAAGUUUUGGUUCCAAAAUAAGCGUACCCAAAUGAAGACCCAACAUGAGCGGCAUGAAAACACACAGCUUCGAACUGAGAAUGAAAAGCUUCGCGUAGACAACAUGAGAUAUAGAGAAGCUCUUAGCAACGCCUCUUGUCCUAAUUGUGGAGGUCCAACUGCUAUAGGAGAGAUGUCAUUCGAUGAACAUCAUCUGAGGUUGGAAAAUGCUCGUUUAAGAGAAGAGAUUGAUCGGAUUUCAGGAAUAGCUGCAAAGUAUGUGGGCAAGCCUGUGGUGAACUACCCCAUUAUUUCACCUCCCAUGACUCCUCGUUCACUUGAUCUUGGUGUUGGUCCGUUUGGGGGCCAACCUGGGAUUGGAGGGGACAUAUUGUAUGGAGCAGGAGACCUACUCAGGUCAAUCAGUGGACCUUCUGAGGCUGAUAAGCCAAUGAUAAUUGAGCUUGCAGUUGCAGCCAUGGAGGAACUGAUAAGAAUGGCACAGGUGGGGGAGCCAUUGUGGUUGCAAGGCAUUGAUGGCACCAACAGUUUGCUAAAUGAAGAAGAAUAUAUAAGGACAUUUCCUAGAGGCAUUGGACCGACUCCUAUCGGGUUUAAAUGUGAAGCAUCUCGAGAAACUGCUGUUGUGAUUAUGAACCACCUUAGUCUCGUUGAGAUUCUCAUGGAUGUGAAUCAGUGGUCGACUGUGUUUUCUGGAAUAGUCUCCAGAGCCAUGACACUGGAAGUCCUAUCAACUGGGGUUGCUGGGAACUGCAAUGGAGCCUUACAAGUGAUUACUGCAGAAUUUCAAGUCCCUUCACCACUCGUUCCAACUCGUGAAAGCUACUUUGUAAGGUAUUGUAAGCAACAUGGUGAGGGGACUUGGGCAGUGGUUGAUGUUUCUCUGGACAAUAUACGCCCCAGUCCAUUAGUGAGAUGUCGGCGCAGGCCAUCUGGAUGCUUGAUCCAUGAAAUGCCGAAUGGAUACUCAAGGGUUACAUGGGUUGAGCAUGUUGAAGUGGAUGACAGAGGAGUUCAUAAUAUAUACAAGCCCCUAGUUAAUUCUGGCCUUGCUUUUGGUGCAAAACGUUGGGUCACUGCUCUUGAUCGUCAAUGCGAACGCCUUGCAAGUGCCAUGGCAACAAAUGUUCCUGCCAAUGACAUGAACAUGAUCACAAGUCUAGAAGGUAGAAAGAGUAUUUUGAAGCUGGCUGAGAGAAUGGUCAUAAGCUUUUCAGCUGGAGUGAGCGCCUCUACUGCUCACACAUGGACGACGCUAUCUGGAAGUGGAGCUGAUGAUGUGAGGGUCAUGACACGGAAGAGUGUAGAUGAUCCAGGCAGACCUCCUGGUAUUGUGCUAAGUGCUGCAACUUCUUUCUGGCUUCCGGUUCCACCAUACAGGGUGUUUGAUUUCCUCAGGGAUGAGAACACUCGAUGUGAGUGGGACAUUCUUUCUAACGGAGGGGCUGUUCAAGAAAUGGCACAUAUUGCGAAUGGCCGUGAAACUGGCAAUUGUGUGUCAUUACUGCGAGUAAGCAGUACAAAUUCCAAUCAAAGCAACAUGCUGAUCUUACAAGAAAGUUUCAUCGAUCCAACAGCUUCAUUUGUCAUCUAUGCACCUGUCGAUAUUGCUGCCAUGAACGUGUUACUAAGUGGUGGUGACCCUGAUUAUGUGGCCCUUCUUCCCUCUGGAUUUGCUAUACUCCCGGACGGACCUCUAUCGCAAGGUGGUGGCGUUGGUGAUGCUGGCUCUGGUGGAUCUCUACUCACAGUUGCAUUUCAGAUAUUGGUCGAUUCGGUUCCUACAGCAAAACUCUCUCUUGGAUCU